This is a messenger RNA of Gigantopelta aegis, 3582 nucleotides long. RefSeq names its product proton channel OtopLc-like. The transcript has 9 exons. NCBI's taxonomy places the organism in Eukaryota, Metazoa, Mollusca, Gastropoda, Neomphalida, Peltospiridae. Gene Ontology annotation, cellular component: membrane. The record is from RefSeq and is a predicted model, not a curated record. The coding region runs from base 10 to 2451 and encodes 813 amino acids. Gene Ontology annotation, molecular function: proton channel activity. Gene Ontology annotation, biological process: proton transmembrane transport.
AUUGUUACAAUGGAUACAUUGGAUACAAAUGUAACGCCUGAUAUUAAAGACAAUGAUGUUGGAGAUGGUGUUAAGGAGCAGAACAAAUUAGAUAAGGAAACGGAACAAUGUGCGUCCAAUGUAAACACGGACGUGACCCCUGACCCAGUGCUCCAGGGACAGCAGAGCGGGUCAGGGGACGCGAGUCCCACCAAUGCUCAUGCACACCAGGGUACAUGCGUGACGUCAGACAACGAGUCUGACAGCUGUACGGACAGUGACGCGUUCAUGAACAGCCAGCCAAACACGGACGAUACGGGCAGUACGUCAGAGUCCGAGGACACCCAGAUAUGGGUACCCGUGGCACGGCAAAGCGGAUCAGGAAUAUCGGGUAUGGGCUCAACCGAGAGAAGCCGAUAUUCCAGUAGCCCGAACCCAGAGGACAGCUCGCCCGACUGCAGCAACAACGUCAGACGAAAGUUGAUCAACGGGACCAUGUCGAGUAAUCUGACGGGCGACGCCAGAUCCACGGUGAGCGAGCCAACAGCUCGAGUUCACUACGGACCCCGCGGAACUAGCUCCCAGCUGAGUCUUCCACGCAAAGGGAAUACCAAUCUGGGAGACGUGCAAGGAGGGACAGCGGGAACCCUGGAUACAGAGUUCUCUGCCAUGAUGCCGGGACUUCCAAACGGAGAUUCAGGAAUAGGUCCUGACGGCGGCAGUGAUAACAGUCCUGGCUUCACAGACGAGGUGUUCCUGCCGGACACGCCACCUCCCACGCCCAUCCUGAAACCACAGCCCAACUCCCAACAACCGUCCAAGAACAGCGUCCAAGUCAACGAACACCUGCUUGACAGUCUUUUUGUGAACCUUAGUGCCCUUUAUGCCAUGCUGCUUAUAAUACUAGGAGCAGUAAUUCCAGUAUCUGAAACAUUUACGAAGGAACGCAGACCGUAUCUUUUUCAGGGCUUCUACAUCUACUUAUUUGCCGGCAGCAUUUUCUUCUUAAUAUUUAUGUAUAUCUGUGUGCUAAGAUCAAGAAACUGUCGGUGGCCUUGUCAGAAGAAACGUCGCAACCCAUUGGUUAAUGCACUCUACCGGAAAACAUUAAACCGGAACUUCUCCUUUGAUGAUUCACCACACUCACACACCGGAAGUUUCUACCUCAGACUUGGUGCUGUUGCGUUUGGCAUUGGCAGCAUGAUAAAGAAUGGCCUUAUGUUUGGAGAUUAUUUCGAGUCAAACGUCAGUCACUUUUGUGAUGACGUCAUCUAUGGCAUCCGUCCAGUGGUUCAUCUUGUGUUUACCUUCAGUCAGCUCUAUUUUGUAUUUCUUCAUUCAAAGGUGUGCGUGCAUCGCUACAAGGUGAUAUCUCGGUUUGGCUUCAUGCACAUGGUGGCCACCAACCUGUGUGUGUGGCUGGGGAACAUCGUGGAGGAGACCCUGGUGGAGAUCAGGGAGAACAAACUGGUUGAGAAGACGUCCACCCCGUCCCCUCCGAGAAUCAACCUGUCGGUCAGACUCGUGAAGAACACGUCUCGACUCGCCCCGCCCACCACACUGGCCGCACCUGCUCAAACGACGAUGUCUCAUCACUAUGACUGUUCGGGAGAAAGUCUGAUGCGGUCUGUGGUGGAGGAAUCGGGACCCUAUUUGUAUCCGUGCAGCGUCGAGUACAGUCUCAUAUGUGCAGGCAUUCUGUACAUCAUGUGGAAGAAUAUCGGAAGAAAGGGCAUUACCCAAGACCAGGAGGAACUUAGAGAAGCCAAGUCAAAGGCCCAGAGAGUAAGCCUCGACUGUACAGGCUCGAGUCGAGGACUGUUUUUAGGUAUUCUAGUCUUGGUCGCAGUCGUUAUCACCGUCAUCACCUUCUUCGUCCUUGUUCGGUCAGAGGGCGGAAACGAGGCUGCCAUCAUGCUGGAGCACCUGUCUGAAAUCGUCAUCUACAUAGUUACGUCACUUGCGGUCAUUCUGGCUUUCUACAAGAUGCACGCGUUGCGGUUCUUGCCCGGGAAGGGGAUGGAUCUGGAGCAGAAGUUGAUCAUUCUUGCCCUGGCAGGAAUAUACGUAUUCUCACUGCUCAGCAUUAUUGCAGCAGCGUUUAUUCCAGGAAAGACACAGAGUUUGCUCAUUAUUGUGUCCAGCGUACUGCGCAUGUUCCAAGCUACCAUUCAGACCGUCUUUAUUCUAAAUUCCUUACAUCGAUGUGCGCACCUCAAAGAUCAAGAGAAACAGAAACCAGGAAGGGAGUUUGUGACGUUUCUGUUGAUGGUUAACAUUGCAAUGUGGAUCAUCAACACUUUCGAGGUGCAGCAGUCAGAAGCAAAUCCCGUCCAGAUAGACUUUUACGGAAUUCUGCCUUGGAACAUCUUUACACACAUUUCAAGCCCGCUCGCUAUUUUCUAUCGUUUCCAUUCAACAGUGUGUCUUUCAAACAUAUGGAAGCAUGCGUGGAAACGAAAGCGAGCCUGAAUAUUUCAACAAGACAUUCACCACCGAUGGCUAUAGUUAUGAAUUAAUAUCGUGUAUGCCUACAGGGAACACAAGGUGUAAAAACUUAUGCUAUAAUGUAGAACAUAUGACAUGUGCUUACACUUGUUCUUGUUUCUUGCAUUAUCAUCUUGCCCCUGGCAGGUAGUCUUGUUUCAGUGAACAGAAAACAUACCAUCAUACAUACCAGUUUGAACCAGACAAAAGUAUUAAAUAAAUAGCUAGAUAAAGUUUUUCGCCAUCUUCCACUAAAUGUUAUUACAUGUACAAGUUUUAAAAAAUAUUUUACCAUUCAAUGCCUAACAAUGCAAGAGUUGAAAGAAAUUCAGUUAUUGUAUAGCAUGCUAUACUGUGGAUUGACAUAAAAUAUCAACUUAUGUUUUUGUUUGUGAACUGCGGUAUUUAUGGACAAUACGAACAAAUAUUUUAUAUAUGCCAACAUUUGUUAAUGAACACAUAAUACUAUCUGGUAUGGACUUUUUAAAGCAUUGGCAGCGAGUGCACGUUUCCGGGUGACUAACGCAAAGCAAUAAUAAAUGUAUAAAAUAUUAACCUGGGGUGUAUACUGAAUCCUAUACUAGCAUUUGAAAGAAGGAAAUAGUAUCUCAACCAGGCUAUACUAUAAAGUACAGCUGGGUGCGGUGCUAGUGGCGUAGCUAAUUCGAAUUUCUGCCUGAUAUUUUGAUACUAUCGGUACCAAAGGCUUUUUAUUUAUAUUUCUCAUGAAUUAUUGUUAUUAAUAUGUUUGAUUUACAUUGCGAGGCAGCACUUUAAAAUGGCAUAAUAGAAUAUCAAUAUACCUCAAGAGUAUUAUGCUGUACAAAAGGCUUCUAAAAUAUAUUUUGUAUUUGGACUCGAGUUUAUAUGCAGUAUUACCCAAGACAACAUGGACUAAGCACAGACCAAAACUUUUAAAGGCUUCUUAUUACUACAUAUCAGUGGCGUAACGAAGGGAGGGGGUGAAGAGCACGGGGUCCAUGCCCCUCAAACGCUUUUUUUUUUAAACUUUGGUCUCACUACACAGAUCACUUCCGGGUGAGAGUUCAUUCAUCACGUUCCACUAUAGUUCCUAAUUGUGACAUAUGUUGUGGUUCACAUAUUCACUUCUAGGAG